Molecule: messenger RNA, 837 nt
Organism: Fulmarus glacialis (Northern fulmar)
Lineage: Eukaryota; Metazoa; Chordata; Aves; Procellariiformes; Procellariidae
Gene: BCL2L14
Product: BCL2-like 14 (apoptosis facilitator)
Exons: 5
Coding region: 1-837 (278 amino acids)
Biological process (GO): regulation of apoptotic process
Source: RefSeq, a predicted model, not a curated record
AUGUCUUCGCCAAAUGAUGUCAGUAUGGAAGAAAUACUGCUGGAAGAUGAUGAGCGAGACAGCAUAGAAUACAAGAUCCUAAUGGCCUACGCCCAGCGGCGGUUGUCUGCCAGAAAAUAUGGAAAACUUCUGAAAAAUGAGGCUAAUGUGCAGAAAUCAUCAUCCUUAAUCAGGAGAGAAGUAAAUAUUGACCACCAAAGGGAUAAAGAUGGACCAAGCCCAACAGCAGUUUGUCAAAGUGGCGUGAUAUUAAUUGCCUUCUUUAUUUCCCACCCUCCUUCCCAAUCAGGUGAAACAGCAGAUGUCAACCACAUUGCAGACAAACUUGCCAAGCUUGUUACUUCCAGAUCCAAAAAAUCUCCUUCAGAUGUGUCAUUCAAGAUAAUGUGUCAUGCCCCGAGUCAGGAACAAGACAAUAGCGUUCCUACUGAUGGAAGUGAGGGCAAGGAACACGAUGAAGAAAAGAUAAUACAAACAAUAGUUUCACUGUUAAGACAAUCAGGGGACCAACUAGAAGAAAAGAUUAAAAAGGACAAGGUUUUCUAUCAGCAUUUUAAAGACAUGCUGUCCUACCCCUUCUUCAAGAGGAUCACUGAUUUGUUUCUGGAGGGUGUCUCAGCAGAUUCAACAAGUGAGCCAGGAGGCCAAGUACAAUGCACGAAAGUUGCCUUCACAAUGGAGGCUGCCACCAGACUUACUGCUGUAGACAACCAUCCUAUGAACCUGGUCUUGGGCUUCGGAUUAAAGUACCUCAGAGAACACUUCAAACCGUGGAUUCAGGACCAGGGUGGCUGGGAGAAGGCUUUGACUUCCCUGGAUCAGGAAGAAGUAGAGUAA